Thyridium curvatum is the source of this 2601-nucleotide messenger RNA. RefSeq lists its product as uncharacterized. Bases 1 to 2601 code for a protein of 866 amino acids. Gene Ontology annotation, biological process: transmembrane transport. NCBI's taxonomy places the organism in Eukaryota, Fungi, Ascomycota, Sordariomycetes, Thyridiales, Thyridiaceae. The record is from RefSeq and is a predicted model, not a curated record. The transcript has 2 exons.
AUGCUGCUCACAACCACGGCUGCCUCUGCUGUACGGCUCUUCGUUGUCUUUCUGGCCUCGCCAGCAGCUGGCGCAUUUCUCCAGUGGUCGCUGUGCGACGACAGUCAUGGCAGCGGGAUCAUUCCUUUCUAUCUGAAUGCGUGGCUCGAAAGCCCCGGCGAGAAUGCCCCGACAUCGCGGCUGGCGAUCAGCCUGGUCCGGCACCAGAGCGGUAUCACCUGCCGCGACACUCCGGCUUCGGCUGCCGUCGACAACGGCGCCUGGCCCGAGGCGACGGUACAGCUCGACUGGACCGCGUUGAGCGGACACGAGACCUUCUCGCACACGACCAGAGCACGGCUCGACUGCGACGACUUCAUUGGCGACCACAGACCCGUCUGGUUGCCCUUGAAUUCGAGCCGCGUGAGCAUGACGCUCCUCGCAGGCGACGACAUUGGCGAGCUCCCCGCGUUGUCGACCAUUCGACUGCAAGCGCACCUGAACACGACCGUCUUUGACGACGCGACAUGCAUCUCGUCGCUGCUGACGCCUGCCAUCUCGCCGGGUCUGCGCUACGGGCCUCUAUCCGUCUUCAUUUUCGUCUUCCUCGUCUCAGUCUUGCGGAGCGUGGCCGCGGCAUCAGAGCCGCAACCCGAGCACAAAAGCGAAGUCUCGGUCAGCAACAUGCCUGUCGCUGCGCCUGCCCUCCUUCCUCUGACCGCCAACUGCCUACACUUCCUGCAAUUCAUCUUCCUGACGGGCGGUCUGAGCCUGGCCUUUCCAGGCUUCUACCCUGCCGUAGUAGGGCAACUCAACUGGUUCGCCCUCUUCGCCAACCUGGCCCUCCCCCUCAAAAGUUUCUACGGUCUACCGGCUUCUUUCCCGCCAAGGAUGGUGACCACGUAUCCCGGCGUGAGCGACGGCCUCUACGAGGUCAACGGCACCUACGGCGGCUACCCGGGCUUCGAGGUCAUAUCCCAGAUAGUCGGCUCGCCCAUGACGUGCGACACAUGGCUGCUGAUGGUGCUCCUCACAGCGUGCAUCGCCACAGCCCUCGGCUUGUUCCUGUGGUUGCUCGAGACCGUGAGGCCACGGAACGUCUUGGGGCUGCCGUUGUUGGCUCCCGGUGCCGGCACCGGUAAACGCGCGCUUGCUGUGCGCGUCGGGAACGGUGUCCUCAGACUGGUCCUGUCAUACAUCAUUCUGCCGCUCAUCGCACUGUCGACCUACCAGUUGACCUUUUCUGAGAGCCUAGGUGCGGCUCACAUGGCGCUAGCCAUUGUGGUCCUCCUCAUUAUCAUCGUGGCCUUCAUCUGGCUCGCGGUGCGCGUGCCUGCGGCCACUCUAGGUGCGAUGGUCUUCCAUCGGAGGCACCGAUACCAGCGCGUCUGGGGAGACGAAGCAGCUGGCGGCGGCGAGUAUGCCGAGGAGAGGGCGCAGGCCCGGCGCGAUGAUAUCUUCGUCAUGACCCUGUUUGUGCUCGACAUGAUCCGGGGCCUGACCAUUGGCGGACUCCAGCAGUGGGGUGUGGUGCAGCUCGCUGUUCUCAUGGCCUGCGAGGUCUUUAUGCUGAUGGCUGUUCGGAUCUUGAGACCCUUUCCGCCGACAUCGAGCAGCUUCGCGGUUAUCCCGCUCCGGCUGAUCAUCCUGGCGUGUUUUGUGCCCUCCACCUUCCGCCCGUCCAAGCUGCUCAACGUGAAGAGCAUUGCUUGUUAUGCGGCGCUGUUGCUAUACGCCGUGGGGCUGAUUGGGCUGUUCUUCAUACCGUCUUGUUGGCAUUUGUACCGGCUUAUCCGUGAGAGAUUGCGUCUGUUGACAGGCAAGGACGUGGAUGCACCCGUGAUCGGCCUACGCCAACUUCAGCGUCGCGACGCAUCCGCUUCGCCGCCAUCCCACGACUAUCAUUCCAUGCUCCGCACGUCACCACCGCUUGACGGGAAAUACUCUCUUUCGCGUGACUACGAGCCUAGCGGCAACAUAUGGGAUCCUCGUCACGAUGCGUGGCCAACUCGGAGACUCGACCGAUCUCACGACUCACAGACCUCUCGCUUCUACCGCUCCCCGAGAUCCCCUACGCCCGCAGCCCCCGGCGAGGCGUCCCGCUUCUUCAACAACUCUGCCCUCGGCUCCAGGGCGUCAUCCCGCUCCCCUUUUACGCCGUCAGCGUCGCCGCCAGCCAGCUCGGAUGGGUCCGUAGACUCCGGAUCGGCGUCUGCCUUGUCCGACGUGGACCUGCGAAACUCAUCGACUUGGGCCGGCAAAGACGGCGCAAGGUCUGUUGUGUCUGUGGCGAGCGAGGCCGACAGCACGAUGCCCCUCGGCCCGAGGUGGAACGACUACUCCUUCCGGGAAGCAGACCUGUUUUACACCGCGCCGCCACCCCGCGGGACACCAAGCACCGAAUCGUCACCGCCGGCUUCAGUGCCGUCGUCCUCCAAGGCGCAGCAGAAGAUGCCUUGGGAAUGGAAUCUAGUUAAGGGGUGGAGCUUGACGGGAAGGAAAUCAACUCCGCCGGCGGAGAAGGGGUUCUCCGUUGUGCGGCCCAACAGGGCUCCGCAUCCGCAGCACGGCCUGGCGCCUGCUGCGAGACCUGGUGCAGUGGAAGAAGAUACCCAAUCGUAG